AUGAAGCUGAGAGAGGGAAAUUCGCGUGGUUUUUCAACAAAGAAUACCCACAAGCCAAGUCAGCUUUUGUUCAAUGAUGGUCAAUUCUCAAAAGGAAAGAACACAAUUGCUCUUUCUACUAUCCAACUGGAGCAAAAAGAACUUGUCGAACGCAUCAAAUCCGAGAAACGUCUAGCUAGCAACAUAUCGGACACAAGUACAAGCAUCUUGAAUGAACUGGACACUUCUGAUUCAAUCAAUGACGAUGUCAGAGUCAAACAAGAACGCGAAGCUAAAACCAAUAUUGACUUACACGAACCAAGCAGAUCCAGUGGCGGUAACAGGAAACGACACAUUGAGCCAGAUAUAGACGAUCCCAACUUCUAUUGCCGUUCAUGCGAAUAUACUUUCAAAACCCAAGCUAGCUAUCGACAGCAUUUGAGAAGCUUUCACAAAGUGAAGUGGCCACCAUUGCAUUCUAUUAAAAACCCUGAUAUUUUGCCUGACUGGGAUGAUCCAAACCAAUACUGUAGAUCCUGCGAACAUACAUACAGUUCAAGAUCAAACUACAUUAAUCACUGCAAAACGAUCCACAAGAUGGAGAAGCCUAUUAAAUUAGUAACAAGUGUCCCGGAUGUCAAUGAUCCCAAUAACUACUGCAAAGUAUGCAAUCGUACUUACAAUCGUGAAUAUGACUACAAGCGGCAUUGUCUAUUCUUACACGGAGUGAAGUCAGUCGAAUCUGCAAGUCAGAAGUCUACCACAGGCAGUAUGAUAGACACUUAUUGUCAAACCUGUGAUAGACGUUUCGCAAGCAUUCAAAUUUAUAGCAAGCAUUUAUUCGCUGUUCACAAUGUGUAUUGGGAGGUUAUGCAACAGAAACCGAAAGACGUACUGCCAGAUGUUAACGAUCCCAACUUUUACUGUCGUUCUUGUGAUAGAAAAUUGGCCAACAGGGAUUCCUUCAGAAAUCAUUUAAUGCUGGCACACUCGAUUUAUCUAUCAGCACCAAAGAAAAACAGAGUAAAGCCAGAUGUCAACGAUCCCAACAAUAACUGCCGCGCAUGCGCAAAAACCUAUCCUUCCAGAAAGGUAUAUCGAAUGCAUCUUCGCCUAACACAUCAAAUGAAAUUACCGUCAUUGAGAGUGAGUGCCAACCGUGAAGAUCUACCAAAUCCAUUUGAUCCUCGCUAUUACUGUAAUGUUUGCAACAAAUCCUGGAAAACGCUAGGACGCUAUCGAGCCCACUGCAAGCUUGUUCAUCUCAUGGUGCUAUCUCACAGCUCUAUAACCAAUCCCACUGCAACAAUCGAUACCAACAAUCCAAAUUUCUACUGUGCCCAAUGCGAGCGCUCUUACUGUAAUAAAGAAUAUUUCAAAGAGCAUUUGAGAAGAAUUCAUUCUAUCUGA
Mucor velutinosus is the source of this 1389-nucleotide messenger RNA. RefSeq lists its product as uncharacterized. Lineage: Eukaryota; Fungi; Mucoromycota; Mucoromycetes; Mucorales; Mucoraceae. Gene Ontology annotation, molecular function: chromatin insulator sequence binding. Gene Ontology annotation, cellular component: chromosome. The coding region runs from base 1 to 1389 and encodes 462 amino acids. Gene Ontology annotation, biological process: regulation of transcription by RNA polymerase II. The record is from RefSeq and is a predicted model, not a curated record. The transcript has 2 exons.